AUGUCGGCCAAGGUUUAUGUCGGUAACUUGAGUUGGAACACUACAGACGACUCGCUGCGCCAAGCAUUUUCGCAGUAUGGGAAUGUUCUCGAUUCCAUCGUCAUGCGUGACCGUGACACCGGUCGUUCUCGUGGAUUCGGAUUCGUGACCUACUCUGCUACUGAGGAGGCCGAUGCUGCCAUCGCCAGCCUCCACGAUCAGGAGCUUGACGGUCGCCGGAUCAAGGUCAACAUUGCUAAUGCUCGAGGCUCGGGAGGUGGAGGUGGAGGUGGAUACUCUGGAGGUGGAGGCUACGGUGGCGGAGGCUACUCUGGCGGUGGUGGAUACGGUGGUGGUGGAUACGGUGGUGGUGGAUACAACCAGGGCGGCCAAGGUGGAUACGGUGGUGGUGGAUACAACCAGGGUGGAGGUUACGGCGGCGGUUACUAAUUUCCUGGCUCGCGAUUAUUCCCUGGUUCUGUGAGAUCUCAUGCGCUUUCGACACACCAUCGUUUUCUGUCCGCUUUCUUUGACGAAUUUCUUGUGUGUAUAUCUACUCGUGGUGCAACGCCCUCUGUAUUUUAGCCAAAAACGCGAUUCUCGUUUCUUGCUGGUCCAAACUG
This is a messenger RNA of Coprinopsis cinerea okayama7#130, 602 nucleotides long. RefSeq names its product glycine-rich RNA binding protein. NCBI's taxonomy places the organism in Eukaryota, Fungi, Basidiomycota, Agaricomycetes, Agaricales, Psathyrellaceae. The transcript has 7 exons. The record is from RefSeq and is a predicted model, not a curated record. Gene Ontology annotation, molecular function: RNA binding. The coding region runs from base 1 to 429 and encodes 142 amino acids.